Messenger RNA from Colletotrichum chrysophilum, 648 nucleotides. RefSeq lists its product as uncharacterized. Gene Ontology annotation, molecular function: beta-glucosidase activity. Lineage: Eukaryota; Fungi; Ascomycota; Sordariomycetes; Glomerellales; Glomerellaceae. The record is from RefSeq and is a predicted model, not a curated record. Bases 1 to 648 code for a protein of 215 amino acids. Gene Ontology annotation, biological process: glucan catabolic process. The transcript is spliced from 2 exons.
AUGGACUUGCCUCCUCAUGUCGACAAGCUCAUUUCUGCUGUCUUGAAAACCCAGCCAGACGCCAUCAUCGUCACACAAGCAGGCAACCCCAUCCGGAUGCCCUGGAGGCACUCGGCGAAGUCAAUGAUUCACAGCUGGUAUGGCGGCAACGAAGCCGGGAAUGCUGUCGCAGAUGUCCUCUUCGGGCGCAUCAACCCGAGCGGGAAGCUACCUAUGACAUUCCCUGACCGUUUGGAAGACAACCCUGCCUUCCUUAGCUUUGGCAGUGACAACGGGAAAGUGCAUUACUCCGAGGGCGUGUUCGUCGGAUAUCGAUGGUAUGAGACGCGUCGUAUCAUGCCUGCAUUCCCUUUCGGGGCGGGCGCUGAGGUUAUUCAAAUGUACAUCCGCUACUUCGCCGUCUCUCAAGAUUCAAAAUUCGCCCGGCCGCGACAAGAGCUCAAGGGCUUUAAGAAAAUCUAUCUUGAGCCGGGUGAGCGGAAACUUGCAACGAUUCCCAUCGACAAAUACAGUACGGCCGUCUGGGAUGAGAAGAGGAACAGCUGGUGUUGUGAGAAAGGGGACUACCUUGUUAAUGUGGUGUCCGCGACUGAAGGAUUGAUGGGUUCCUUCAAGAUUGAGAAGAGCAUUUUCUGGAACGGUCUCUGA